UUCGCCGGAAUCGGACGAUGGGCUGAGCGUGCCGGUACGGCUCCGGUCAGAGGGGAUUCAUACCUGGUCUGAGACUUUGUUCUGGAUCCACAUUUCGUCCACAGCCGCUGCUCGCUCCGGUCAGACAUGCAGAGAGUUGUCAUUGUAACCGGCGCCAACAGCGGCAUUGGCCUGGCGUUGUGUGAGAGGCUGCUGACUGAGGACAGCCAGCUUCGUCUGUGCCUGGCCUGCAGAAACAUGCAGCGGGCUGAGGCAGCCCGCUCCGCCCUGCUGACCUCUCAUACCAACGCACAUGUGGACCUGCUGCACCUUGAUGUGGGCUCUGUGCAGUCGGUGCUCACUGCAGCUCAGGAGGUCAAGGCCAGGUACAGCAGAAUUGACUUUCUGUAUCUAAAUGCAGGAAUUAUGCCCAAUCCACAAGUGGACAUCACAGCUUUUUUCAAGGGUCUGUUCUCCAGGAAUGUCAUCAACAUGUUUGCGACAGCAGAGGGUCUCUUGACUCAACAAGACCGACUCAACUCAGAUGGACUGCAGGAAGUUUUUGCCACCAACCUCUUUGGUCAUUUUCUUCUGAUCAGGGAACUGGAGCCUCUGCUGUGUCAGGCAGGCCACACAUCCAGGGCAGUGUGGACGUCCUCAAGUAACGCUAGACGCUCUGCCUUCAGCAUCGAGGACAUGCAACACAGAAAUGGGACAGAGCCCUAUAGCUCCUCUAAGUAUGCUUCAGACAUGCUCAGCCUGGCGCUCAACAGACAGAGGAAUAGCCAGGGGCUGUUCUCCUCUGUGGUGUGCCCAGGACUGGUGAUGACUAAUCUGACCUAUGGCAUCCUGCCCUCAUUCUUCUGGACUCUCAUCAUGCCCAUCAUGUGGUUGAUCAGGGUCUUCACCAACACAUUCACCCUAACACCGUACAACGGAGCAGAGGCGCUGCACUGGUUGUUUCUUCAAAAGCCGGAGUCUUUGGAUCCAAGAGCAAAGUAUCACAGUUUAACGUCAGGACUUGGGACAAACUACACUCAGCCUCGACAAAUGGACAUCGAUGAUGAAAUGUCUGAGGUCCUCUAUUCAAAACUUCUUGAACUCGAGAAAGUAGUUAGAAGGAAACUGAGUGAGAGAAAUGCUGAUAACAAAGCUCAUCAACAGUACCUCAGUGAGAUAGAGUGAGUCUUCUUGUGAUGGAAAGGUUUGGAAAUAUAGACCAUGUGCAAUAGCAGCAAUAAUUUUCUAAUUAAACUCAUCUCAGCGCUAUGUGGUUUUGGUGUCACCUGUUAUGGCGGGAAAUGUCCAGAGUCCAUUGAAUUUAAAGGGAACAUGUCCGCUGUUAUUCUCAGUCACCUGUUAGCUGUGCUUCUGAUGAUUUAAAGCACUUAAAUGCCAACUGGAUCAUGUACUUGGCCCACAUUCAAACUGAGAUGUCCAAUCAGAAUAACUGAAAAUACCUGUGUGGCCACUUUGUCUUUCUACAAAACUACAAAGAGCAUUUUUUUCAUAUUUUAAUAUAAUAAUAUUAGAAAAGUAUAUUUUACAUCUCAAAGUUGGUCAUUCACAAACCUACAGUAAAAUGUAACUAAGACAAUGUUUGUCUCAUGAACUGACCUGCCACAUUUUUACAAUAAAAAAAAAUCACAUUAUUGUUUUUCCAAACAAUAAUGUC
This is a messenger RNA of Toxotes jaculatrix (banded archerfish), 1654 nucleotides long. Its product is annotated as 3-keto-steroid reductase/17-beta-hydroxysteroid dehydrogenase 7-like. Lineage: Eukaryota; Metazoa; Chordata; Actinopteri; Toxotidae. The record is from RefSeq and is a predicted model, not a curated record. Gene Ontology annotation, cellular component: endoplasmic reticulum membrane. Gene Ontology annotation, molecular function: 5-alpha-androstane-3-beta,17-beta-diol dehydrogenase (NADP+) activity; 3-beta-hydroxysteroid 3-dehydrogenase (NADP+) activity; estradiol 17-beta-dehydrogenase [NAD(P)+] activity. Gene Ontology annotation, biological process: cholesterol biosynthetic process. The transcript is spliced from 9 exons. Bases 127 to 1164 code for a protein of 345 amino acids.